Messenger RNA from Motacilla alba alba, 3480 nucleotides. It is a transcript of the gene YTHDF2, whose product is annotated as YTH N6-methyladenosine RNA binding protein 2. Gene Ontology annotation, biological process: mRNA destabilization. Gene Ontology annotation, cellular component: cytoplasm. The record is from RefSeq and is a predicted model, not a curated record. Gene Ontology annotation, molecular function: mRNA binding; N6-methyladenosine-containing RNA reader activity. Lineage: Eukaryota; Metazoa; Chordata; Aves; Passeriformes; Motacillidae.
CUUCCCUUCUAUUUCCCGCCAUUGUGCCUGGGCGCGCGCGGUGCCGCGUGACCGGGCGGGGGGAGCGCGAGGCGGCGGGCCCGGGCCAUAGAGACGCGCGGCCGGGAGGUGUGGGGUGGAGAUGGUGGGAUAGAGCGUCCCCCCGCCCUGCCGGCGGCCGCCCCGAGUCCGCCAGGGCCGCCCCGAGCCCGCCGGGCCCGGACAAAGCGCCGUCCGCCGCCCGCCCCGCCCCGCCCCGCCUGCAGCCCCGCCGCGGAGCCAUGUCGGCUAGCAGCCUGCUGGAGCAGAGACCCAAGGGCCAAGGCAACAAAGUGCAAAACGGCUCUGUGCACCAGAAAGAUGGGUUGAAUGAUGAUGACUUUGAGCCCUACCUGAGUCCUCAGGCCCGCCCGAAUAAUGCAUACACUGCAAUGUCUGAUUCCUACUUACCAAGCUACUUCAGUCCCUCCAUUGGAUUCUCCUACUCCUUAGGCGAAGCUGCCUGGUCCACAGGGGGAGACCCCCCCAUGCCCUACCUGACCUCCUAUGGACAGCUGAGCAAUGGGGAGCCUCACUUCCUCCCUGAUGCCAUGUUCGGGCAGCCAGGGGCCCUUGGCAGCACUCCAUUCCUUGGGCAGCACGGCUUUAACUUCUUUCCAAGUGGGAUUGACUUUUCGGCUUGGGGGAAUAACAAUUCUCAGGGACAAUCCACUCAGAGCUCUGGCUACAGCAGCAACUAUGCCUAUGCUCCCAGCUCACUGGGAGGGGCCAUGAUUGAUGGGCAGUCAGCCUUUGCCAAUGAGACCCUGAACAAGGCUCCUGGCAUGAACACUAUUGACCAGGGCAUGGCAGCCCUCAAGCUGGGCAGCACGGACGUGGCGAGCAGCGUCCCGAAAGUCGUCGGCUCAGCCGUGGGGAGCGGAUCUAUCACCAGUAAUAUUGUGACGUCGAACAGUUUGCCUCCGGCAACGAUUGCACCACCAAAGCCGACCUCAUGGGCUGACAUUGCCAGCAAACCUGCCAAGCAGCAGCCCAAGCUGAAGACCAAGAAUGGCAUUGCAGGGCCAAGUCUUCCACCACCUCCCAUAAAACAUAACAUGGAUAUUGGAACUUGGGAUAACAAAGGGCCAGUGGCAAAAGCCCCGUCACAGACCUUGGUCCAGAAUCUUGCUCAGCAGCCACCACAGGUAUCUCCGCAGCCCCUGGGCCAACAGAUCAGUAGUAGCCCACCGGUGACCCAGGCUCCGGGUGGGCAGCAGCCGCAGGCACUGCCACCGCCAGCCCCACUGCCUGUGCCACCGGCACAGCCCACCCGCUGGGUUGCCCCUCGGAAUCGUGGCAAUGGCUUUGGCCAGAAUGGAGUGGACGGUAACGGAGUGGGACAGGCUCAGGCCAUUUCUGGUUCUCCUUCUGAGCCACACCCAGUCUUGGAGAAGUUGAGAUCUGUUAACAACUACAACCCCAAGGAUUUUGACUGGAACCCAAAGCAUGGGCGGGUUUUCAUCAUUAAGAGUUACUCUGAGGACGAUAUUCACCGUUCCAUUAAAUACAACAUCUGGUGCAGUACGGAGCAUGGCAACAAGAGACUGGAUGCAGCCUAUCGCUCCAUGAAUGGGAAGGGCCCCGUUUACUUACUGUUCAGUGUCAACGGUAGUGGUCACUUCUGCGGCGUAGCAGAAAUGAAAUCUGCAGUGGACUAUAACACCUGUGCAGGUGUGUGGUCCCAGGACAAAUGGAAGGGACGUUUUGAUGUCAGGUGGAUUUUUGUGAAGGACGUUCCCAACAGCCAGCUGCGACACAUCCGCCUAGAGAACAACGAGAAUAAACCAGUGACCAACUCCAGGGACACUCAGGAGGUGCCUCUGGAAAAGGCUAAGCAGGUGUUGAAAAUUAUUGCCACCUACAAGCACACCACCUCCAUCUUUGAUGACUUCUCACACUAUGAGAAACGCCAAGAGGAAGAGGAAAAUGUUAAAAAGCUGUAUCUAAAGACAGGAAAAAACUGGAGGGAAGACUUAGAUCCAUCUGAUGCUCUAAAUGUUUUCUGCUGUGAGACAGGGAGCUGUGUUUCCUCGUCCCUAAAACAGGAACAGCUGGGAGCCUUUUCACUGCAACUGAAGUGGAACCAGAGCAGUGGAAGAGCAAACCACUUGCACUUGCCUUGUAGUCCUGUCUCUCACUACUAGUGUUGUGUUAGAAGUCUUUAAAAUAAUAUUUUAAUGUAAUGUUAGUAUUAUAAAAUAAUAUUUAAAGUUGACUUGUUGAUGUUAGCUUAAGGGCCUGUUGAGAUGCGCUGUUUAAUUUUUUUUCAAUUGUUUUAUCCCUGUCCAUGGCAGAGGGUUGGAACUAGAAGAUUUAUAAGGUCCUUUCCAACCCAGGCCAUUCUAGGAUUCAAAGACUGGGAUUGGUGUUGGGCCAGACAGAGAGUGCAGGCCAUCUGCAAUGGGGUUUCACACCUCUUGGAGGUAUGGCCUCAACCAGGGGGAGUUUAUUCCACAACCUGUUCUUGUGAACCUGUUCCUAACCUAUUUCUUGCCCUCUUGGUGUGGGCAAAGCUUCAUGUUCCUCCACUACAGAUUGUCUUGGCUGCAUGAUUUCAGCUGUGACCUGCAGAAUACCCUGAACUAAUUGUACUUAUAAAUAUGUUAAUUGAAUUGAUUAUGGACAUAUGAAUGACUUCAAAUUAAUGUUUUAAAAUUAAAAAACCCUUUUUUUUUUUCCCUUCAGCAGAUGAAUUAAGAUGGGGGAAUAACCUUAAACUGAAGUAGGGUAGAUUUAGAUUAGAUAUUAAGGAGAAAUUAAUUUCUGUAAGGGUGUUGAGGUCCUGGCAUGGGUUUCCCAGAGAAGCUGUGGCUGCCCCUGGAUCCCUGGAAGUGUCCAAGGCCAGGCUGGACAGGGCUUGGAGCUGGCUGGUGUAGUGGAAGGUGUCCCUGUCCAUGGCAGGGAGUGGAAUGGGGUGAGCUUUCAGGUCCUUUCCAACCCAAACCAGCCUGUGAUUCUGUGAUAAAUUGUAUGUAUAUGGCUGGCAAAUUCCCUAGAAAUACUGUGAAGGGCUUGGAAUGCAGAAGGGAGUGUGUAAGCUGUCAGCAGCAGGGGUUGCUUUGGUUUUCUUCCUCUUAUUUUUUCCUCCAAGAGUUCUGGAUAACUUGCUGGCAUCAAGGUUUAGAGCUACUUACACAGGUACGUGUUUCAGGUUAUUUUAUUAACAGCUGCUUCCCCAGAAAAAGUUCUUAUCUUCCAAGCAAAACUCUUUGCCAUUUGUUUCAUUCGUUGGAACCAGGGCAUGGUCUGGUUCAGUUCCCUGGAUUUUUCCCUGAUGCAGAAGUACAGUGGGUCACAAGACAUUGCUGAAAGCUGAUUAGGAUCCCAAGAAAACAGUUGAAGUGCAUUGUUCUGUGGGCAGUCGAUCAAGAACAGCUCCAUGGACAGUGUUCCCUCCUUGUUCUUAUUGAAGCUGUAAUUCUGCACCAGCUUUCUGCCUGAAAGAAAUUGUUUUCUUCU